AAAAAACUUUUUUUACAUACAAUUAAGUAGAAGAAUUUUAUUUUUAUUUUUAGGAAAUACUUUCAUACUAAAUAAUUUAUCUUAUUAAGAUGUGUUCUAUUGGGUUAAUGACAUUAGAUGCUUGCGAAGGCCAACAAGAUGUUAUUGAAACUUUAAGCAAUGAAGAAAAAAUAAUUAUAUCUUUACGCUGUAAUAUUGAAUUAUCAAACUUAGAAAUAUUAUGUGAAAGACAUAAUACAAAAUAUUUGAAAAUGUAUCCUAUAUGGCAGAAAGCUUGUUGUGAUCCAUUCAAUAGACAUACAAAGAAAAUCACAAAAAAUCUUGGCGUAGUUACAAUAAAAGAGUCAUAAGUCAUGAUGAGAAAUUGUUUGAAUAUUCCUCCUGGGAAGAAACUUUGCAAACCUUGUAAACAAAAGAUUGCCAGAAAAAAAGAACUUACAGAAGAAGAGCAAAGUAAGAGUGAACAAGAUGAGGAUUUUCUAAUAUCACCAUGCAAAAAAAUAAGACAGGAGAUCAAUAAAGAACUCAAAAAUUUUAGUUUAUCUCCUCUAAAAUCUCAUUCAAAAUCAUUAAAACAUAUACUGUCAGAAGGAAAGCAAAAAGUUGCAUGCAUCAACGAAAUGGCGUAUAACGCUACUAGAAAAAUUGAAACUCAAUUUUCCUCAAAACUAUGUUAUGAAACCAAUGGGAUGAAAAAGAAGGCUGCAAACUUUGAUGAAAUUAUGAGCUUGGUAAAAGAAAAAAUUCUAUGUUCUAACAAACGAACUAUUGUUCAACUUCUAACACUGGCACCCCCAAGUUGGUCAAUAUUAGAAGUACAAAAUAACUUUUCGGUUACAGAAUACCAGGCCAAGAUGGCUAGAAAAAUUUUUAAUAAAAAAGGAUUGUUAGGUAUCUCUCCAUUGUAUAAGGGUAAAGUCUUACAUAAAGAAAUAGAAGAUUCAGUUAAAUUGUUUUAUGACUCAAGUGAUUUAUGUCGAACUAUGCCUGGAAAAAAAGAUUAUGUCAGCAUUCAAAAGAACGUCCACAAACAAAAAAAACUGCUUUUGUGUAAUUUAAAGGAACUAUAUGUAUUAUACAAAGAAAACAAUCCAGAAAUACAAAUAAGUUACUCAAAAUUUGCUUCACUUAGACCAAAGUGGUGCAUUUUGCCAGGUGUAAGUGGUACACAUUCUGUUUGUGUUUGUUCUUAUCACCAAAAUGCCAUUUUGCUAGUGGAUGCCUUAAAUAUUGAACUAACCUAUAAGGAUUUACUUUUGAAAACUGUUUGCUCAGUAGAAAACAAAGAAUGCAUGCUUGCACAGUGUGAUAAUUGUCCUGGUAAAGAACUGCUCACCAUGUAUUUGUAGGAGAAUUUUGAAGAAUACGAAGAUGAUUUUGAGAUACACUACAAACAAUGGCAAACUACUGAUCGUGCAACACUAUUGAGUUUAACAACAGAUGUUCCAACGUUUAUUGAACUAUUGGUAUCUUGUUUUGAAAAGCUACAAUCUCAUUCUUAUAUUGCCAAAUCUCAAUCACAAUACCUUAAUCAACUAAAAGAAAAUAUGGAUCAAUCAAACAUUAUCAUUCUUGGCGACUUUGCUGAAAAUUAUGCUUUUGUAGUCCAAGAUGAAAUACAGAGCUAUCACUGGAACACCCAACAAUGUUCUUUACAUCCAUUAGUGAUAUACUAUAAAGAAGAAAAUGGUGUAGUGAAACAUAUUUCUUACUGUUUUAUAUCAGACGACAUUACACACAAUGUAACUUAUGUAUACAAGAUAUUUCAACUAAUUAUACCAAUAUUAAAAACAAAAUUUCUUGAUUUAUCCAAAUUGCAUUUAUUCACUCAUGGUUGUGCAGGACAGUACAAAAAUUGUAAAAGCUUUUACAAUCUAUGCCAACUAAAGACAGAAUUUUCCCUCAAAAUUGAAUGGAACUUUUUUGCCACGUCCCACGGAAAGUCACCAUGCGAUGGAAUUGGUGGUACUGUAAAAAGGUUAACAGCACAAGAAAGUUUAAAACGACCAUACAGAAACCAAAUUCUCACAUCAGAGGCUAUGUAUGAAUUUUGUGUUGAGAAAAUUAAGGCUGUUAACUUCAUUUACAUAAAGGGAUUGGACUUACAAUUGCAACGUGAAAAGCAAAAAGAAAGGUACACUGAUGUAACAACUCUACCAGGUACUCGUAGCUUUCAUCAAUUUAUACAUAUUGGAGAUAAUAGGGUUGGGGCGAAGAGGUGUAGUACAGACACUAAAUAUACAAUAAUUCACAAUCUUAAAAAGAAACAUAUAUUUGAACCUGAUACUGUCACUUUAGGAGGUUAUGUUGCGGUAGUUUAUGAUGAUAAGUGGUGGAUCGGCAUUGUAACUGAAAUCAACCUAGAAGAAGUUGAUGCUGAAGUUAAGUUUCUCCACCCAAGAGGUCCAUCAAUCUAUUUUAACUGGCCUGAAAGAGACAACCACUGUUUUAUUCCUAACAUCAAUAUAUUGAAAAAACUAUCUGUUCCACAAGCUUGCUCUAGUUCUGGUAGAAACUAUGUGUUUGAAAAUGUUGAAAUAAAAGAAGUGCAAGUAAAAUGGCAACAAUAUUGUGAACUAUUACAAAUACAGUCAAAAUAACUUGCACAUUCGAUACCUUUAAAAAUCUUCUAUAUUUAAGUAACUUUGUAAAUUAGGAAUAAUUUAUUUUAAUUGAAUUUAUAAAUAUUUUUUAGGAAUUUCUUAAAAAAGUUAUACAUCUUUAAAAUUAAAGUUCUAUAUGUUUCAGUUUUUUUUCCAGUUAGAUUUUUUGUGCCUAGUAAGAUUAUAACUAGCUUAAAAUAUUGAAAGCAAAAAAAAAAAAAAUUUGACGGGGGUGUUUUGAGAUAUUGGGCCCUAAAGUUAGAUUAUAUAAACUAGUUGAUUUAUUAAUUUUUAAGGAUGUUCCUCUAACAUUUCAGCAUUUUAAGUACAUUUAUUGAAUUCAGCAUUAAAAAACCAUUAUAAAUGUAUAUUUUUAUAUUUUUGCCAUUUUUAUUUCUUAUUUUAUUGAGGAAAACAACUUUUCAGAAUGUUAUGAAAACCGGGUCAUUUUGAGAAACCAGGUCCAAAUUAAAUUUGCUGUAUCUUGUCAACCGCUUGACAUUUUUAGCUGAAAUUUUGCAUGCAAUAUUUUUUUAUAAAUAGGAAUCAUGUGUCAAAAUAUAAAACAAAAAGAAGACACAUGGUUCAAUGGAGUGGGUGAUUUGAUGUGGAAUUACCCUCUAACGUUAAAUGAAAUCAUCAAGUUACCCUUGAUCCUAACCAGCCUACCCUCCCCUAUGCCAUCGUAGGAGUAGUGGUUGCCUAUGAUGGCAUACUUGUGCUUUUUUUUUAAAAUAUGAAUAACUUAUAAAAAAACAAAACUGAUAAAAAAAACCCGAGGGUUA
Hydra vulgaris (swiftwater hydra) is the source of this 3388-nucleotide messenger RNA. Lineage: Eukaryota; Metazoa; Cnidaria; Hydrozoa; Anthoathecata; Hydridae. The record is from RefSeq and is a predicted model, not a curated record.